GCCUAGACCGGUAUAGUCCCAAGUCUUAUCUGCGCCUUGACAGCACGGUUGCAAACGUGGGCGCUGGGCGUCAAAGAGUGGGGGAAUACACCUUGCUUUACGAUUGGCCCAAGACCUCACAGAUAACGGGCCCAUAAUGCUCCACGACGCUUGUGGACGCUUCUAUCACAGAUCACCCAAUGUCAAGAUGAUAGCGGACCCGUCAACUACUUGGUAGAAGCUUAACCGAUAACUUAAAUCCACGAUAUCAUCGCCAAAGACCCUUGGAACUACUUCAAUGACUUGAGAUUCAUUCUGGACGGAAGUAGAAGGACGUUUUGACAACUCACGUCGUGUACAACAGGAGCUGAUACUGCUCGCGCGAUCAAAGCCAAGCUGUGAGAUCCUUUUUGCCGGAGCAUUUUGGUAUACCAAUACCAUACACAAAUCAAGAUGACCCUCACCGAGGCCAACACGUCGACUACGCCGACCGAGAAGUCUUUUCAAGAGACACCAAAGGAGGAGCAUGCUCACAGACAUGCUCAUGCUGCGCCGCACGAUUUGCUUGAUGCCAUGGAGGCUGGCACCGUCCAGGCAGAGGAAGAACCUAAGAUCCUGCAUGGCUGGAACGUGAAGCUCGAGAAACUCCUCGGCGUCGAGGCUCGCGGUAUCGAACGAGUUGAAGAAAGCGACAGACCUGACAAGGCUACCAUCGGCGACUUUGUCCAGAUCAUCCUGCUUUGGUUCUCUGCCAAUUUGACCCUGAACAACCUGGCUAUCGGCCUGCUGGGACCAUUGGUCUUCUAUGUCGGACUGAAAGAUGCAAUGUUGGUCGGGACCUUCGGAACGAUCGCAGGGUCUGUGGGUACUGCAUACAUUUCCACCUUUGGUCCUUUGAGCGGGAAUAGAACUCUGGUCGUUGCACGAUACACCUUCGGAUGGUGGCCUUCGAAAAUCGCCGUCCUAUUGAACAUGGUUAUCAUGCUUGGCUACGGCCUCGUCGACUGUCUCAUCGCGGGCCAGCUUCUGUCUGCCGUGGCCAACGGCUCGAUGACGGUCAUCGUGGGAACCAUCAUUGCGGCAAUCAUAUCUCUCGUCGUGGCCUUGUUCGGUAUCAAGCUCUUCCACACCUACGAGCGAUACGCCUUCAUCCCACAAAUUCUCGUCUUGUUCAUCUUGAUUGGCGUUGCCGGCCCGAAAUUCAAUGCCAGCAGCGCCACCGUCGGACCGAGCGAAGUCGCCGUUGCAGACAGGGUCAGCUUCUUCUUCCUCGCCGCAUCGGCACCACUAGCCUGGUCCCCGGCAGCAUGCGAUUUCUUCGUGUACUUCCCACCGAGUUGCAAUCGAUGGAAAGUCUUCGGCAGUACUCUCCUCGGUCUUGGAUUGAGUUCAGUCAUCAUGGUCCUCAUUGGUGUCGGUCUAGGCAGCGGCGCGUUAGCCAACACCGAGUGGGCCGACGCCUACGAUGUAUCUGCGGGCGCGCUGGUCGUGCAAGCACUUCGACCGCUGGGCUCGUUUGGCGACUUCUGCGCCGUCAUCCUGUCACUGGGUCUGAUUGCGAACAACAUCCCCGGUACCUACUCCGCCGCGCUGUGCUUUCAGCUGUUGGGCCGCUGGUUCCGACGCGUGCCUCGCUGGUUCUGGGUCAUUGUCUCUGUAAUCAUCUACACAGUCUGUGCCUGCGCCGGGCGAAACCAGCUCUUCGCCAUCUUUGAAGAUUUUCUCGCGCUCAUGGGCUACUGGACCAUCAUGUGGUGCACCAUGACGCUUGAGGAGGAACACAUCUUCAGACGGAAAAUUGGGUACAACUGGUCCGACUGGAAUAAGCCGUCCAAAUUGCCGCUGGGCGUCGCUGCGUUCACCGCGUUCUGCAUCGGAUGGGUGGGCGCAGUGUUGUGUAUGUACCAGGUCUACUUCAUUGGACCCAUUGCUAAAAUGGUGGGCGAUGGAAUUGAUCUGGGGUUCCCCGUCGCAGCCGCAUGGACCGGAUUGUGUUAUCCUCCGUUGAGAUGGCUCGAGUUGAAGUAUCUGAAGAGAUGAGAUGAGGACAAUUGUGGCUGAUUUCGCGACUCACCCUCCUUCAGUUUGAUGAGGCUGUGCUUGGGGAUGGGGAUAUCGACGCUGGAUCGUGAUCUUACGUCGAUGGCUAUGUAAUUGUGUAAUAUACCAUGUACGGAUACCAGGAGACCAUAUGAU
This is a messenger RNA of Exophiala xenobiotica, 2175 nucleotides long. RefSeq lists its product as uncharacterized. The coding region runs from base 433 to 2019 and encodes 528 amino acids. Gene Ontology annotation, molecular function: transmembrane transporter activity. Gene Ontology annotation, biological process: transmembrane transport. The transcript is spliced from 4 exons. The record is from RefSeq and is a predicted model, not a curated record. Gene Ontology annotation, cellular component: fungal-type vacuole membrane; plasma membrane. Lineage: Eukaryota; Fungi; Ascomycota; Eurotiomycetes; Chaetothyriales; Herpotrichiellaceae.